Kwoniella shivajii is the source of this 1983-nucleotide messenger RNA. RefSeq lists its product as uncharacterized. NCBI's taxonomy places the organism in Eukaryota, Fungi, Basidiomycota, Tremellomycetes, Tremellales, Cryptococcaceae. Gene Ontology annotation, biological process: transcription by RNA polymerase II; nucleotide-excision repair; transcription by RNA polymerase I. The transcript is spliced from 11 exons. The record is from RefSeq and is a predicted model, not a curated record. Bases 1 to 1983 code for a protein of 660 amino acids. Gene Ontology annotation, cellular component: transcription factor TFIIH core complex; transcription factor TFIIH holo complex.
AUGGCAGGGGAAACGUCACAAGUCCGACGGUUCGACGCGGACUUCAAGAAAGUACCAGGCACUUUGAGUGUUACGGCCACUCAUAUAGCUUGGGUUCCAAAAACGCAAGGAGCGAUGGAUCGCCAGAACCAAGCUAUGGAUCGAGCUAUCAAUAUGCUGGCAAGUAAAGCAGGAAGUAAAUCUAUCAGUCUCAAGAUACUAUUCAAAGACGAUAUACCUGCUGGAGGAUUAUUAUUCGUUUUCAGCAAUGCUACAAGCAAAGAAGAAGAUCGUAAAUCUGUUCAAGAUAUCUUGAUUCCAUUUGUAGCAGUGAACAAAAACCCUAUCACAAACACUUCUGCUUCGGCAGGUGGUGGAUCGGGUUCAGCUUCAGCUUCUAAUGACACGUCUAAUGUGGUUACUCCAAGUACAUCAGCAGCCGCAGCCGUUAUGUCAGCCAAUUCAAGAGGGAAACGUAAAGCAGAAGAUGAUGGUACUCCAACUUCCACUCCUGGAGGAGGGGGAGGAGGAGUAUCUACACCUAUAUCUCCCGCUGUUAGAGCUCAACGGAAAAAAGAAUAUAAACUCCGACAAAAGGUGUUAGAGAAGAAUCCUACGCUGAGAAUGUUACAUCGUGAAUUAGUCAUUGGUAAACAAAUCACUGAAGAAGAGUUUUGGGAAGGAAGAGAGGCAUUGAUACAAGCUGAAGAAAUGGCAUACGCACAAAAACCAGGUAGACAAUCACGACUCUUGGAUGAUCGUUUCGAAUUAGAUGCAGGUAGAAAAGGGAAAUCUACUGGAGGUACAGGUGUUGGAAUUAAACAAGCUGAAAAUGGACCAGUUGUAUUGAAGUUAUCAAAAGAAUUAACCAGAGAGAUAUUCGAAGAAUUCCCUGUGGUCCAAGAUGCUUAUGCCAAAUAUGUUCCUGAAAUAAGCGAAACUGAGUUUUGGUCAAGAUACUUUACCUCACAAUUAUGGGAAAGACAUAGAGCUUCAGUUCGCAAAUCUGCUGUAGACGAAAAUGCAAGGAAGAAAGAUGAUAUUUUCGAUCAAUAUUUAGAAGAGCCAGAUUGGAAUAUUCAACCUAGACAAAGUUUACCUGACGAUGUGGAAAGAUAUCUUGAUUUAGCUGCUACGGAGGAAGAUCAUGGAGAGUCUAUCACGGUUAGAGAUGUCACUAUGCAAGCCGGAAGGGAACGUAGUGCUUUACCUCUGAUAAGGAGAUUCAACGAUCAUUCGAAAAAGCUGCUAAGAGCUGCCGAUGCAAAUCGUGGAUCAGGCUAUGGCUCUGGCUUCGAUCUAUAUAAUGAAAUUGAUCUGGAAGAUUUGCAUGGCCCAGCUCAGGAAACUACUAUAGCCUUAGAUGUGCAAGAUUCAGAUGAAAUGGCUGAUAAGCAAGGUCAUGAAGAUAAUGCGGGAGUGUUGACUGGAAAGACGGAUGAGGAAAUACAAGAAAUAGCUGCUCAAUCCACAAAAAUUCUUUCCACUUUCACACCAAAUUUCGCUUCCAUCUGUUUACCUAAUCCAGGAUAUCACACUACCGACCAAGAUGGAAAUCCCGUGAUUACAGAUCCAAAUCCUGCCUACAAAGCAUUUGCCGAACAGAGAGAUGCUCAAGCUGCCGCUUUUCAUGUUGUCAAAGAUUUACAUGCUAGAGCUAAUGCUGAAGUUGCCAUCAACACUCCGUUCCCUGAGCAAUUACAUGAGCAGAUGAGAUCAUGUCACAAUGCAGCUUCUGAAUUCCUUCGUCAAUAUUGGUCAGCAAUUUUACCUACUGCAAAUGGAAUUGGUACUUUGGGACAUUCAUCUCUACAAGCAAAAGAAGCAAAAGCUAUCAAAAUGUCUGGAUAUCUUAAAAGUACCGAAAAUAAAGUAAAAGCAAUAGUGGAAACUAGUGUCAUAUUGGGUUUCGAUCCUGAACGUGUCAGGAAAGCAAUGGCCCCGACAGUUGGCGCUGUAAAGGUCGCUCUGGAAAGAGAAGCGAAGAGGAUCAAGCGGGUAUGA